AGGCCACCCAACGGCAGAAGCAAUCAAUGGAAAACCAGCACGACACCCAUGGUGCCUUAUCACCCAACCAAUGUGGUUCAAGCCUGGUUCAAGCUAUAGAUGCACCGCUGCCUCUAGUAUGGUCCAUUCUCCGUCGCUUCGAUAACCCUCAAGCCUACAAGCAGUUCGUCAAGAGCUGCACGUUGAGUGCCGGCGACGGCGGGAUCGGGAGCGUACGACAAGUGAUGGUCGUUUCGGGGAUGCCGGCCGCCACCAGCAUGGAGAGGCUAGAUCGACUCGACGAUGACACGCAUGUUAUGAUGGUUAGCAUUAUCGGUGGCGACCAUAAGCUCCUUAAUUACCGUUCCACGACUAGUCUGCAUAAGAGUAGGAAUGAAGAAGGAAAUGGCGGCGGGAAAACGGUGGUGGUAGAGUCGUACGUGGUGGAUAUCCCGGCGGGGAAUAGCAAGGAAGAUACACGAUCUUUCGCUGAUAUGAUCAUUGGGUGCAACCUUAGGUCAUUAGCUAGGGUAACUGAAAAAUUGUUUGUAAAUGGAGAGUUAUUAGAUUGA
Messenger RNA from Hibiscus syriacus, 551 nucleotides. Its product is annotated as abscisic acid receptor PYL11-like. The transcript has a single exon. Gene Ontology annotation, molecular function: signaling receptor activity; protein phosphatase inhibitor activity; abscisic acid binding. Bases 27 to 551 code for a protein of 174 amino acids. Gene Ontology annotation, cellular component: cytoplasm; nucleus. Gene Ontology annotation, biological process: abscisic acid-activated signaling pathway. The record is from RefSeq and is a predicted model, not a curated record. NCBI's taxonomy places the organism in Eukaryota, Viridiplantae, Streptophyta, Magnoliopsida, Malvales, Malvaceae.